Molecule: messenger RNA, 3561 nt
Organism: Ornithodoros turicata
Lineage: Eukaryota; Metazoa; Arthropoda; Arachnida; Ixodida; Argasidae
Product: WD repeat-containing protein 3-like
Exons: 1
Coding region: 225-3005 (926 amino acids)
Biological process (GO): maturation of SSU-rRNA
Cellular component (GO): small-subunit processome; Pwp2p-containing subcomplex of 90S preribosome
Molecular function (GO): protein binding; snoRNA binding
Source: RefSeq, a predicted model, not a curated record
UCGGCCUGACAGCUAGUGUCCGAUUACGGAAACGCGACAACAGCGCUGCAAUCGCACUAUGGGCGCCGCCAUCUUUGUGUAAACGCACAUGGCGUCGAAGAGUGAACGUUUGUUUUGAUAUAAAAGUGAUCAGUGCUUAGCGCAGUGAUUAGUGCUCUACGAUAGUAGCGUCUGAACAGCUACAAUUACUGUUUUCCUUCAGAUCUUAUUGAGUGAAUGCGAACAUGGGUCUAACGCACGAUUAUCAGCGCUACAUAAGCGGUCCGGUGUUCGGAGCUCUCGCAAGUGCUGAUGCGUGCAUUAAAUUCACGGAGUAUAAGAACACCUUCGGCAGGUAUUACGCCGUUACAGCAUGCGAAGAUGUUCACAUCUGGGACACAAAAACAAAGCAGAAGGCACUGUCACUACGCGGCGUAAAGCAUGAAGCUACUUGCCUUGAGGUCAACCCCGACGGCAGCCAAAUCGCGGUCGGCUACGCUGACGGUGCGGUUCGUGUGUUCGAGACGGACAAUGGUGAAGUCAGCAUUACGUUUCAAGGACACAAAGCUCCUGUGACGUGCUUGGACUUUAGCAGGGGACGUCUCGUGUCAGGUGGCAAGGACGCCGUGAUCAUACUAUGGGAUGUAGUCAGUGAAGCUGGACUGUUUCGAUUGAAGGGACACAAAGGCGUCGUAACUCGAUGUCGUUUCAUGAAAAGCGGGAGUAUUUUAAUAUCCAGUUCCAAAGACACCUUCGUGAAGUUUUGGGACCUGGACACCCAGCACUGUUUCAAGACGCUUGUUGGCCACCGCAGUGAGGUUUGGGACUUUGUCCUGCUUAGAGAUGACCUCUGGCUUGUGACCGGCUGCGCUGACAGUGAGCUGAGAUUCUGGACCAUAACAUCUGUAGCAAAAGAGCCUGCUGAAGUUGAAGAAGCGAAGAAAACAAAAGUUGUUGAAGAAGCUGACGAAAGUGAGGAUGACGAUGGUGAGAAAGGACCAAUCAGUUGCACAAGGUUUGGAAGUGUCGUAAGAGAAGGAAAGGGAAGGGUGUGCACGCUGGUCGUCGAUCCGGCGGAGAGUUUGAUGAUGUGUCAUGGUACGGACUCCUUGAUCGAAGUCUUCAAGCUCAACGAUGAGGAGACAAUCAAGAAGAGGGUGCACAAGAGAGAAAAAAAGGAACGAAAAAAGAAGCUGAAGGAUGUGGCAGAAGAGGACCUCGAAGAUGUUCACCUCGACCCUUCAAUAGCAGACAUCGUAGAACGCUUGCAGUCCUUCAGGUCCGCAGGCAAACCCUGCUCUGUCGAUGUCCACGCGACACGCAGCGGUCUCGCAAAAGCCGUAGUCGCUCAGAAGAAUAAUGCAGUUGACCUGUACGCGCUGAGUGCGACCGACAAGUCUGCUGCAGCUGCUGUAAUGGAAAGUAUAAGGCACGGAGGUCACCGGACUGAUGUUCGAACACUUACCUUCAGCUCUGACAACACGGCGGUGCUCUCGGCGAGCGGCGAAACUGUGAAAAUCUGGAGCAGGUCGACCCAGCAGUGUAUCAGGACCAUAGAGUGUGACUAUGCCCUCUGCAGUCUCUUUCUACCCGGAGACAGACACUGUAUCAUCGGAACAAAAACCGGAAAGCUGCAGCUGUUCGACAUUGCAGCUGGGUCUCUCCUCGACGACAUUGAGGCUCACGAAGGUCCGGUUUGGUCCAUUUGUAGUUACACGGACCAGAGAGGGAUUGUGUCUGGAAGUGGAGCUAAGGAAGUGAAAUUUUGGGACUACGACGUUGUGGAUCGAGAGGGCGCCAAGAUUGUGACUCUCGUGCACGCUCGCACCCUGAAGUUGACGGAGGACGUGCUGUGCGUCAAGCUUACUCCCAACGGCAAACUGCUGGCAGUCUCACUGAUGGACAGCACAGUGAAGGUCUUCUUUGUUGACACGCUCAAAUUCUUCCUCUCCAUGUAUGGGCAUAAGUUCCCAGUCCUGUGCAUGGACAUCUCUUUCGACAGCAAGAUCCUCGCUACUGGGUCUGCGGACCGGAACGUCAAGUUAUGGGGCCUCGAUUUCGGCGACUGCCACAAAUCCAUCUUUGCCCACGACGACAGCAUCAUGUGCUUGCAGUUUGUCCCGAAAACGCACCUGUUCUUCACUGGAGGCAAGGACAGGAUGCUGAAACAGUGGGACGCGGAUAAUUUCCAGAAAGUCAUGACGCUCGAAGGACAUCAGGGAGAGAUCUGGGCCCUCUGCGUGAGCCCAAACGGGGUGCACGUCGCGACGGCAUCACACGACAAGUCCAUCCGCCUGUGGCAGAGAUCGGAGGAGCCGCUCAUCCUCGAAGAAGAGCAGGAAAUGGAACGAGAAGCGGAAUUUGAAGCGAACACUCAGCUCGAGGAAUCUGUCAUUCCGCGAGAAGGCGGCAAAGACGAGGUGGCGCUCGCGAGCAAGAAGACGCCGGAGAUGGUUCAAACCGCCGAACGGCUCAUGGAAGCUCUGGACAUUUUUAAGGAAGAGAAAGGGAAGCUCGAAGAAAUUGCCGCCUUGAAAGCAGCGGGACAGCCAACUCCUGUGCACACACCGCACCCGUUGUUCGUGGCGUACGGAACAACUUGUCCGCACAAGUACAUGCUACAGGCUCUGAAAAGGGUGAAAUUCAGUGAACUUGAAGAAACUCUGCUCGUCUUGCCGUUCAGCUACACCACGGACCUGCUUCGAGUCCUCUCCGAGCUCCUCGAACGUGGAUGGGAAGUCGAACUGUGCUGUCGCUCCCUUUUCUUCCUCCUCAAAGUGCACAGUGGGCAAAUCACGACAACCUCCUCGAUGGUCGGCUUGAUCGACAAGCUGCGGAGGACAACGCUGGAGGAAGUAAACCGCCUACGCGAUACUGUCGGGUUCAACUUGGCUGGCUUGCGUGUGAUGCAAACAGAAGUCGACGCGCGCGAAGACGUGGCAUUAUUUAUGGACGCGACAAAUGCUUUUAAGGAGAAGAGGAAAAAGAGACAGAAAAAAGAACGAGCUAUUCUGUCACUUGUUUAGAUUAUGCAGCAGUAAACUGUCCCUUUUUUAUUGCCGUUGUUGACAUUUUCUGCAUUCUAGCUAACUUUUUCAGUAUUAUUACAAAGUCACAUUGAAGUUGGUAUACUCAGGAAUUCUUUCCUGAAACCUUUCUUGGCGUGAAAAUGCUUAGAAGACCAUAACGUCGAUCCUAGCAUUCCGGCCCACAACAAGUGACUCACCAUGACAGCAGCUCUGUGGUGCAGAUUUAUUUACAGUGAUGACUCGUCAGUGGUGUUUACGAUGAACUGGGCAAGCCAAAUAAUUUAACGGUCCCUGCAUCUUGGUCACGUUCGACUUUGUCGUCGCAGGCGAAGGCUAGCAGGUGUCUCUUUGGAUGCCAAGCGAUAGUGAAUGUUGGGGAUUCACAUGGCACCUCGAAAAUUUUAUCACCUGCAAAAAAAAUUAUGGAAUGUGGAGAUGUUUUCAAAAAUAUAGAAAUGUUUUUGUUUUUACCUGUUUUCAAAAAUAGAAAUGUGUUUUUGUUUUUACCUGUCUCAACAUCCGCAAUGUCAAUUAAAAGGUCUUCCGAAGCAGA